GUUCCGCGAUUAUUGGAGAAGCUUCACGGCGCAGCCCUAGAGAUCUCUGUUAAUGGUCUUCCUGGCAGUGUUCCGUCCGUAGUCCUUUCACCUCGCCAUCCUACUCCAGUCUGUACCCAACCCGUCAGUCCGAAGGAAAACGGUGAGUUCUCGGGUCGCCCAUCUAGUGACGUUUCUGCUCCAACGAUGAAUGUAGAUAACACCCCUACCCCCGACACUCCGAUCUGUGCACAGUCCUAUCGGUUUUUUGUCCAUACUUAG
Molecule: messenger RNA, 261 nt
Organism: Mesocestoides corti
Lineage: Eukaryota; Metazoa; Platyhelminthes; Cestoda; Cyclophyllidea; Mesocestoididae
Source: the annotation of a GenBank genome assembly